AUGUCGCUCAUCACCCUUCACAUCUACCUCCUGGCCCUGGCCCUUUUCCUCGUGAGCGCCACCGCCAUCCCGCGCCCACCGCGCGACCUCCAAUGGUCCUUCGAUCUCUACCCAGGCACUUCCUGCAACGGCACCGCCGACCCGCAAGCGGCCUUCGGGAGCACCAAAUGUCGCGCCAACCUGCGCAGCGUCGCCUCGGCCUAUCAACUCCACCAUGUGGCCGAGGGCUGUCGCAUUGAGUUCUUCGACAACACCAUGUGCGAUCGGGCAGAUCUGGCCGCCGUUGCGAAGUCCUCGCCGGGCGCGCCAAUGUGUCGCCCUGCUGGCCCCGUACAUCGCGUGGGCUCUUAUCAGGUGACUUGUGAUUAG
Messenger RNA from Penicillium alfredii, 369 nucleotides. RefSeq lists its product as uncharacterized. The record is from RefSeq and is a predicted model, not a curated record. Lineage: Eukaryota; Fungi; Ascomycota; Eurotiomycetes; Eurotiales; Aspergillaceae. Bases 1 to 369 code for a protein of 122 amino acids. The transcript has a single exon.